UAGAUUUUCUUUAGGUGUGUACUCGUCGGUUCAUUACCGCCGCCAUAUUAUCUCCCCCUUACUCUUUCUUUUGUUAUAUCCUUAAUUAUUGUGCUCGUUCGCGGCCGUCCCCUCGUUUACUCAGUUCAUAUGGAAUUCUUGACAAAGUUGACUUGUCUCGUUGCCGCAUUAACCCCCUCGGCACAGGACGGAAAAUCAUCAUGGGGUACCCUCAACGCACCUAAGCUCCCAAAGUGGAUAAGCAACAGCUCAAAGAGUUCUAUCACGAUCCCAUGGGGCGACAGAACAUCAGGCGGCAGUAAUCCUUAUACCCAAGCACCAUUGACUCAUGUCACUCGAAAGUACGACUUCAAUAUUAGUCGUGGCAUGAUAGCACCAGACGGAUAUGAAAAGAGUGUAAUCCUCGUUAAUGGACAAUUCCCGGGUCCUCUGAUAGAAGCCAACUGGGGUGACUAUAUCGAGGUCACGGUCCACAACAACAUUCUAGAUGGGCCUCCCGAGGGCACAGGUAUACACUGGCAUGGUUUUAUUCAAACCGGGGCUCCAUGGCAGGAUGGAACGCCAGGAGUAUCUCAAUGUCCCAUAGCGCCCGGCAAGAGUCUCAAAUACAAAUUCCGGGCUGAGGUCUACGGCUCUUCAUGGUAUCACUCCCAUUAUUCAGCCCAAUACUCUGGUGGUCUUUUCGGCCCUAUAGUCGUCUAUGGGCCAAGGAAUGUCAAGUACGAUAUUGAUCUGGGACCGAUCAUGGUCAAUGACUGGUGGCACGAAGACUACUACACAACUGUUAAGAAAGUGAUGGCGCCUGGUUUCCAAGGUCGUAUAAACUCCGACAACAACCUGAUCAACGGACGCAUGAACUUCGAUUGCACGAAGGUCGUUGCUGGAGACACGGCAAAGUGUACCAAUAACGCUGGUCUUUCUAAGUUCAAGUUUCAAUCUGGCAAGAGCCAUCGUCUUCGUUUCAUCAACACAGGCUCCGAGGGGGUCGAGCGCAUAUCGAUCGACAACCAUGUGAUGACCGUCAUGGCCAACGAUUUCGUCGAGGUUAAGCCUUACGAUACCACUGUCGUCACAGUCGGCGUCGGACAGCGCGUCGAUGUCGUGGUCAGGGCCAAUGGUACUGCGAACUCAGCCUAUUGGUUGCGGUCAAACCUCACCUCGUGCUCUACUGCCAAUCAGCCUUUCGCCCUCGCAGCCAUUUACUACGAAAAAGCCGACACAAAGGCUGCCCCUACCAGCACCCCGUGGAACGUUCCUGAUCCUGGAACAUGCGCCAAUGAUGACCUGACCAUCACCCAGCCUUAUUAUCCCAUAACCCUGCCCGAACCAUCAUGGACUCAAAACAUGGACAUUGGCACAUUUAGAAAUGCCACGGGAAGCCUAUUAUGGACGUUUGGGGGUGUGAGUGCUAGGGUGGAUUACAACGACCCGACGCUCCUACAGGUCAAGAAGAACGACUUUCAGUUUGAGCCAGACAUGAACGUCAUUAAUUACGGCACCAACUCGUCAAUCAGAUUCAUCAUCAACAACCCUACUCCAGCACCACACCCAAUACACGCCCACGGCGUAAACAUGUACAUCCUCGCCGCAGGUCCUGGAAACUACAGCGGAGCAGCACCAAUACAACCCACGAACCCCAUGCGGCGUGAUGUGCAAAUGGUGCAACCAUUCGGGCACACCGUGAUUCAGAUUGACUCUUCCAAUCCAGGCAUCUGGCCUCUCCACUGCCACAUUGCAUGGCACGCGUCGGCGGGCUUCUUCUCGCAGAUGGUGUUCCAGCCCGACAAGAUCCGCAACUACAACAUCCCGAGCUCAGCCGCAACGACAUGCAACGACUGGGAAGCCUUCACGAAGAACGUCGCGCCUGACCAGAUUGACAGCGGGCUGUGAGCGUUGUUGCCUGCCGCCUCCAUCUAUUUUUAUCUCUGCCUUGUUAACCUCCGUAUUGACCAAACAUCUAAUCAACCACGUUUCCUUGGCGUAGUUCUUGGGCGGCGCAUGAAUUUCUUUAUAUUUCUUAUACCCCCGUCACUAGACCAACCCGUCCACUCUCACUGCUCACUGCCACUUGCAUGCAUUAAUCUGUUGGGAACAAUGUGGAAUCCCAUGCCCUCGCUCCUGAAGGAUCUGGAGUUGCGGAGGAGGAAGUGUC
Messenger RNA from Xylaria bambusicola, 2152 nucleotides. RefSeq names its product multicopper oxidase-domain-containing protein. Gene Ontology annotation, molecular function: oxidoreductase activity; copper ion binding. The record is from RefSeq and is a predicted model, not a curated record. NCBI's taxonomy places the organism in Eukaryota, Fungi, Ascomycota, Sordariomycetes, Xylariales, Xylariaceae. The transcript is spliced from 5 exons. The coding region runs from base 130 to 1890 and encodes 586 amino acids.